AUGAACCUCAACACGUCAUUUGCCACAUAUAAGAAGGCAUCUCUGAGAAGGUCCCGCUCAAGUAGCACCGAUAAGUCACUUUUGUCGGUACCGAACUCGUUUACGAAUGACAAAGAGGCUCAACACGAAAGAACAUGUUCUGCGUCCUUGUCAAAUUUUACACAAGUAGGCACGGCGAAAGUCACCAAAUAUAGCGUACUAUAUCGGAAAUUCACAGCAAAAAAGAACAAAACAUGGGAGGGUGAUGGUGUUCUACAGUUCAAUAGGUCAACCAAUAUGGGUAUUAUCAAAAAUGAGGAUGGGAUAGUUAUUGCUAGAUUAAAAGAUGCUAGCAAGUUUAUUUCUAGAAAUAUAGAAUUUAGGUCCUCGGGCUACGAGUUUGAAAUAGACGAUGAAAUAACAUCUUCUGAAUUUUCGGGAAAUUCUUCCCCUUUAAUCAGUGUCACAUCGAAUUCGAACAUCCCCUUAGAUUCUUCUCGUUAUAAAACGAAAAACUUUGUUUCACCGUUAAUUUCAAGAUCAAAAGCCAAUAACAGCGUGAAUGCUCAAGAACAACCAGAACAACUGCCCAAGCGGAAACUUACGGUACCUUUAGUUUCUGCACAGAAGCCCAUCACGACACCGCUUCAGGGCAUCAAAAAGCGAAAAGUGACAGACGCCCCACUAUAUGACACAAGUAUGGUUGAGAAUCCCUUAUUUAUGCCGGAUCUCCCAAGGAGUAUAGACGAAUCAGAGAUUCCAAGGAAAGUAGUUAUUGAUCCGUUACUUUCAGAAAAGUUGAGACCGCAUCAAAGGGAAGGUGUUACGUUUAUGUAUUCUUGUGUUAUGGGGAUUUCUGGCAAUGAUAUCAGAGGAGCUAUUUUAGCAGACGAAAUGGGAUUAGGGAAAACUUUACAAACCAUAACGUUAAUUUGGACUCUUCUACGUCAAUCUCACAUUGCCGGUACCAAACCCGUCGCCGAUAAGGUUUUGAUUUGCUGUCCCGUAAGUCUAGUCAAUAACUGGAAAAACGAAUUUAAUAAAUGGUUGGGAUUGAAUAGACUUGGUAUAUGUACGAUCAACAACAAUAAAUAUUCGAACGAGAUACAAGACAUACAGCUUUUUGCGAGAAAUAGAGUCCAUCAAGUCAUGAUUAUAGGCUAUGAGAAGAUGCAAUCCAUGUCAGAACAUAUAAAGCAAGUGAAGUUUGACUUAUUAGUCUGCGAUGAAGCGCAUCGUUUGAAGAACAGUGAUAAUAAAACAAUCAAAACAUUGGAAAGCUUUAAUAUUAGGAGGAGGAUACUGCUGUCAGGAACACCAAUUCAAAAUGACUUGACUGAAUUUUACACAAUGGCCAAUUUUACUAACCCAGGAAUUUUAGGAGAUUUGAAAACAUUUCAAAAAGAGUUUAUUCGUCCCAUUUUAGAUUCUAGAGACUCUAAUUGUCGUAGUACAAAAGUAAUUGAAAAGGGUAGAGCUAAGUCUCUGGAGUUGAUGAAAAUAACUGAAAGGUUCAUUCUCAGAAGAUCAAAUGCUGAACUAACUUCUUAUUUACCAAAACGAUCAGAUUAUAUUGUUUUUGUCCCUCCUACACCUUUACAAUUGCAGCUAUUUAAAACCAUAAUAGAAACAAAAAAAUUUAAGCUCUUUAUUGAAAAUGAAACUACCCAGAAUAGUUCCUCAUCAUUCAAUCUUAUCAAUACAUUUCGGAAGAUCUGUAAUUCGCCCUCUCUAUUACAGUCGGAUGGAUUUUUUUUGGAAAUUAGUGAACGAAACACUCAGUCUCAGGAUGAUGUAGAGUUCAGAAGACAACUUGGAAAGAAAGUUAAAAGUGGUAAAAUCAUGUUUCUCAUCAAACUCUUGGGAUUAUUGCACUCACAAGGGGACGAGAAGGUUGUUAUUGUUUCUAACUUUACCUCUACUCUAGAUAUAAUUGAAACAUUAUUCAAAUCUUUGAAUUUGAAAUUUUGCAGGCUUGAUGGAUCAACCGCUUCUAAUGAACGAAUGAAGAUAGUUGAUAGAUUCAAUAAGUCAAAAGCUGAUGAUACAUUUGCAAUUUUGCUAAGUGCAAAGGCUGGUGGGGUUGGAUUAAACUUAGUCGGUGCAUCUCGGUUGAUUCUGUUUGAUAAUGAUUGGAAUCCAGCUGUUGAUUUACAAGCAAUUGCUAGAAUCCAUAGGGAUGGCCAAAAAAGAGACGUAAAAAUCUAUAGACUUCUCACAAAUGGAUGUAUGGAUGAAAAAAUAUUCCAGAGGCAAUUGAUGAAAAUGGAUCUAAGUGACAAAUUUUUAGAUCAAAGGGGUGGAGAAAAGGAGUUAUUUGAUAGGUCAGAUAUAAAGGAUAUUUUUAAUGUGCAGUUUGAAAAAAUCAAAAGUAAUUCCUACUGCAAUACUCAUGAGUUGAUGUGCUGUGAUUGCGAUGGAAAGGGCACUAACAAUGAGAUAGACCAAGAAGAUAGUACCGGCACUAAUUCUGACGAUGAGAACGAAUCAAAUGACUUGACGGAUAUCGAUAAAAGACAGUUUAUGUCUGCUUUGUCUUAUGCCGACAAAUAUCCCAAUGCUAGCUCUAAUCCUGAAGAUGAAUUACUUCGAAUGAAAAGAAAAAAGCUACGUAGGUGUAUGAAAGGAUAUAAACACAUCAACGGCUUGGGUAGUAAGGAAAGGUUUAUAUCAACGGAUGAUGAUAUCUUGAAUGCUUUAAUAAACAAUCAAGAUCCAGAGAAACCAUUAAUAUCCUACGUUUUUGGAAAAUUCUGA
Messenger RNA from Pichia kudriavzevii, 2736 nucleotides. RefSeq lists its product as uncharacterized. NCBI's taxonomy places the organism in Eukaryota, Fungi, Ascomycota, Pichiomycetes, Pichiales, Pichiaceae. Gene Ontology annotation, cellular component: nucleus. The record is from RefSeq and is a predicted model, not a curated record. Gene Ontology annotation, biological process: double-strand break repair via homologous recombination; reciprocal meiotic recombination. Gene Ontology annotation, molecular function: ATP binding; ATP-dependent chromatin remodeler activity; DNA translocase activity. The coding region runs from base 1 to 2736 and encodes 911 amino acids. The transcript has a single exon.